Messenger RNA from Bombina bombina (fire-bellied toad), 2149 nucleotides. RefSeq names its product harbinger transposase derived 1 (gene HARBI1). The transcript is spliced from 3 exons. The coding region runs from base 265 to 1308 and encodes 347 amino acids. Lineage: Eukaryota; Metazoa; Chordata; Amphibia; Anura; Bombinatoridae. The record is from RefSeq and is a predicted model, not a curated record.
UUCCAGACUUUGUUUUUAGAAGUGAAUAUCCGCACAAAAAAAUAUGAUUUUAACCAUUAGCCAGCGCUCCUUACCGCUGCUUUAGAUCUCUAGCAAUGGCAUUUGCUGGUAGUGUGCUUGUUUCUGACUGAAAAAUGCGCUGUAGAAUCAGCUGUUCCGAACGAGAAGCUAAGAUGGAAGUUUAAAGCUAUUUCUGGUGAGCAGUGACUUACUCAGCGAAUUUACUAAGAAUACUUCAGGAACCUGCGCUAACUACAGUCUGGAAUGGCCAUUUCCGUAGCUGUCCUUGAUUGCGAUCUGUUGCUUUAUGGUCGUGGACACCGUACACUUGACCGAUUUCGUCUGGAUGAUGUCACAGAUGAGUACCUGAUGACUAAUUAUGGCUUUUCACGCCAGUUCAUUGAUUACCUUGUUGAACUGUUAAGUGGUAGCCUUACGCGACCUACGCAGAGAUCUCGAGCUAUAAGUCCCGAGACCCAAAUCAUGGCCGCUCUUGGAUUCUACACCUCUGGAUCAUUCCAGACUCGCAUGGGGGACACAAUAGGAAUCAGCCAAGCCUCAAUGAGCCGAUGUGUUACUAAUGUCACAGAUGCUCUUGUGGAGAGGGCCCCUCAGUUUAUUCACUUUCCACGUGAGGAGGGCUCCAUUCAAAGACUGAAAGAUGAGUUCUACAACGUGGCAGGGGUCCCUGGUGUGCUUGGAGUUGUGGACUGCACCCAUGUAACUAUUAAAGCCCCAAAUGCAGAGGACUUGUCCUAUGUAAACCGUAAAGGCCUGCAUUCAUUAAACUGCUUACUGGCUUGUGAUGCCCAGGGGCUCCUGCUGUGGGCAGAGACUCAUCAGCCAGGGAGCAUCCAGGACAAUGUAGCCCUGCAUCAGUCUGGUUUGUGCUCCCUGUUUGAGACAGACAUGCAAAAACAGGGAUGGCUGCUAGCGGGUAAUUCUUUUCUCCUCUGUCCCUGGUUGAUGACACCCAUGCAGAUUCCAGAUAGCCCCUCUGAGUAUCGCUACAACAUGGCCCACAGCGCCACUCACAGCAUAAUGGAACGCACUUUGCGAGCCCUACGUCUCCGCUUCCGCUGCUUAGAUGGAUCUAAGGCUACCUUACAAUACUCCCCCGAAAAAUCUGCCCAGAUUGUUCUGGCAUGCUGUAUCCUUCACAACAUUGCUCUGCAGCACGGCUUGGAUAUCUGGAGUGUGCCUGGAACAGCAGGGUUUGAGCCUGAAGAGAACUCUGGACAUGUGGAGCCUGUAGAAUCCGAAGCAUUUCGCAUGAGACAGGAACUCAUCCACACCCAUUUCAGUUGAUCAUGUCCAGGAUAUUUACUGUGUAAAUGUUUAUUUCCAGUCCAUUUAAAUGAAUGGUAAAAUAAGUAUAACAUAAAAGUGACAUCAAAGUGCAAAAAGUAAAUGCUCUUAUGUGUUAGUUAUCUAGGUAUGCUUUUCAACAAAUGAUACCAAGACAAUAAAGUAACUUUGAUAACAGAAGUACAUUGAAAAGUCUUUUAAAAUUGCACUCUUUGUUUUUGACUUCAAUGUCCCAUUAAAGGACAUGAUAUCCAAAUGUUGAAGCACUUGAAAGUGAUGCAGCAUAGCUGUAAAAAGCGGACUAGAAAAUAUCACCUGAACAUCUCUGUGUGGAAAAAGGAAAACAAAUUCCCUAGGUAUUCACACCCCACUGUAAAGAGACUUUAAGCUUCCAAUCAGGAUGCUAGUCCCGGGACUUGCAAGGGAGUGUGAAUCUGGCAUAUGCAGGCACAAUCAUGUUAUUUUCCUAUUCAGUUUAAAGAAGUUUACUAUGAAAUCUCACACGAUCACAGCAAAGCAAUGCAUGACCUCAGCACUGCUCAUUGGCUAUUUUGUUGUUUCUUUUUAACCUGCAGCUGAAUUAUAACUGUGUCACAGCACUUACUAUGGUGAGCUGAAUACAUUUUGAGGUAAAAGAUCUUAAUUUUUUACAUAGAGAUAUUCAGGUGAUAUUUUCAUGUCCGCUUUUUACAGUUAUGAUACAUCACUUUCAAGUGAUUUAGCAUUUGAGUAUUAUGUCCCUUUAAAGAAAUGUUUUUUUUUCUGUGUCAAAAAUGUGUUUUUUUUAUUUUAAUAUAGUUGGAUUUUUUUUUUUCUUCUGAAUAAAACCACCUUUCAUUUU